AUGGUGUGUGUACAGACCAUCUUGGAUGCAGGCUACGAAGAAGAGUUUUUCGUUAGCAAUGUGAAAAUUGGGCUCGGAAGCAUCACGAUUGCGAUUGCUCUACUGGCACAAUUCUACCCCAAGAAGUAUCCAGACAAUUGGCUCAUCCUCCUGCUGUGCCUAGUGUUCUAUGGCGUAGGAAGUGCAGCGCUCUCUGUCUUCACCUCCCUCGCAGAAGAGGACAGCUUCCUCAUCACAAAGCCCAAAAAGGUGGCUGGCGAUUUGGUGUUGCGUCUGUCAUCACGCUUACCGCGCUACUCUGAUGAGUACAAGCUGGUGCUGGACAGUGACCGGAAUCGAGUGGUCUCGAUCGCCAACUUGUGGCGACAUGAUCCCAGGAAGGACAGUGCCAUCCUGUCUCGGAGCCUGACAGAGUUCUAUGAUGACAAGGGCUUCCUGCACGAGGAAAAAUUCGCAGCAGAGGUGCAGAAGCUUUUGACUGACUUUGAGAAGAGCUACAGCAACAAGCUCAUGAGUGGACUUGAGAAGGGCUACAAGAAGGUCAAGUGA
Molecule: messenger RNA, 549 nt
Organism: Coccomyxa subellipsoidea C-169
Lineage: Eukaryota; Viridiplantae; Chlorophyta; Trebouxiophyceae; Coccomyxaceae
Exons: 4
Coding region: 1-549 (182 amino acids)
Biological process (GO): protein targeting to ER
Cellular component (GO): membrane; signal peptidase complex
Source: RefSeq, a predicted model, not a curated record